Nakaseomyces glabratus is the source of this 777-nucleotide messenger RNA. It is a transcript of the gene POL30, whose product is annotated as proliferating cell nuclear antigen. Gene Ontology annotation, molecular function: DNA binding; DNA polymerase processivity factor activity. Gene Ontology annotation, biological process: leading strand elongation; regulation of DNA replication; translesion synthesis. The record is from RefSeq and is a predicted model, not a curated record. Lineage: Eukaryota; Fungi; Ascomycota; Saccharomycetes; Saccharomycetales; Saccharomycetaceae. Gene Ontology annotation, cellular component: PCNA complex.
AUGUUGGAAGCUAAAUUUGAAGAAGCAUCUCUUUUCAAGAGAAUUAUUGAUGGUUUCAAGGACUGUGUCCAAUUGGUCAACUUUCAAUGUAAAGAAGAUGGUAUCAUUGCUCAGGCAGUUGAUGAUUCCCGUGUUUUAUUGGUUUCUUUGGAAAUUGGUAUUGAAGCAUUCCAAGAAUACAGAUGUGAUCAUCCAGUUACUCUAGGUAUUGACCUUACAUCUUUGAGUAAGAUUCUAAGAUGUGGUAACAACUCUGACACGCUGACAUUGAUUGCAGAUGACACCCCAGAUUCUGUCCUAUUGUUGUUUGAGGACACCAAGAGAGAGAGAAUCGCUGAAUACUCUUUGAAGCUGAUGGAUAUCGAUGCUGAUUUCUUGAAGAUCGAAGAACUACAAUACGAUACUACAUUGAUGAUGCCAUCUUAUGAGUUUUCUAAGGUCGUUCGUGACUUGAGUCAAUUGAGUGAUUCUUUGAACAUCAUGGUCACAAAGGAAACCAUUAAGUUUGUUGCCGAUGGUGACAUUGGUUCUGGUUCGGUUAUCUUGAAGCCUUUUGUCGAUAUGGAAAAGCCAGAAGACUCCGUCAAGUUGGAAAUGGAACAACCAGUGGAUCUAACAUUUGGUUCCAAGUAUUUGCUAGACAUUGUCAAGGGUUCUGCUCUAUCAGAAAAGAUCGGUAUAAGGCUUUCCAGUGAAGCUCCAGCUUUAUUCCAAUUUGACUUGAAGAGUGGAUUCUUACAAUUCUUCUUAGCACCAAAGUUUAACGACGAAGAAUAA